AGGUGGGCUGUCAAAAACCAAUCUUUGCCACGUACUACUUUCUAGAAAGAACUUUUGUAUUUAGGUCCUCACGAUUCUCUCAUUUCUCACUUUUCGUCCUCCCAAAACCUCUCUACUGUACACUUAAACCCUCUUUCGCCUUCGCCGGAAUCCAUGGCUGCCGCCGCCGCAUUAUCGAAGUACUGCCUCCAGAGAGCCCAACGCUGUUAUUUACACCGAUCAUGGAAUUGGGGGGUUGAAUACUCGCCGCGCUACUCAUAUGCAUCCUUAGGUAAUUUUGGAAAUCAAUUCCGUCGGUUUUCCCGUUCCACGGACACCAACCUCCGCAAGGUCAAGGAACUAAAACUCUCCGAUUAUGGAAGAGAGUAUUGCCGUUUUCCCUCUAGGACGUCGCCGUGGCCGUCGCCGCAGAAGCUUAAGUUGAUUGGCUGGUACUUGAGCAUGCUCGAGUCACGCCCCAUUGCUACCAAAAGCUUUACAUCUGCCCUAAUUUACACUGCGGCUGAUGUGUCCUCACAGACGAUUGUUGGCGAGCGGUAUGAUUAUGCAAGGACACUGCGGAUGGCUGGAUAUGGAAUGCUUAUACUAGGGCCUUCAUUGCACUAUUGGUACAAUUUCAUGUCUAGAGUUUUUCCUAAUCGUGAUCUGUUGUCGACGUUGAAGAAAAUGGCUUCGGGGCAGCUUCUGUACGGGCCUGCAAUGACUACGGUGUUCUUCUCCAUGAAUGCUGCUUUACAAGGGGAGAGCAAUUCAGAGAUUACUGCCAGAUUGAAACGUGAUUUGCUUCCAACAAUCAUUAACGGCGCAAUGUACUGGCCAGUUUGUGAUUUCGUGACAUUCAGAUUUGUUCCAGUUCAUUUACAGCCUCUAGUGGCGAACUCAUUUUCGUACUUAUGGACCGUGUACAUGACUUACAUGGCAAGCUUGGGAAAACCAGUUGCUAGUUGAAGGAUUCAUCUGCAUAGUUCAUUCACUAGAAGGAGUCGAGUCGACGAAACGAAAACAACGGUAACUAAGCUGCAACUCAGUACUGAGGAAUUAAGUUUUAACAGUUUUAUGUUUCUCUUUGCCAAUGGCAGCAGUCAAGUAUUUCAUCUGUUAUUAUUUUCCUGUAGUUUUGAAUUCUUUAGUUUGCAUAUAUAGUAAGUGAAUUGAUUUGAUUUACAUUGCCUGUGAUAAAAUAUAUAUAUAUAUAUAUAAUAAAAUUGCA
Messenger RNA from Andrographis paniculata, 1210 nucleotides. RefSeq lists its product as uncharacterized. Lineage: Eukaryota; Viridiplantae; Streptophyta; Magnoliopsida; Lamiales; Acanthaceae. Bases 154 to 948 code for a protein of 264 amino acids. Gene Ontology annotation, cellular component: membrane; cytoplasm. The transcript is spliced from 4 exons. The record is from RefSeq and is a predicted model, not a curated record.